Messenger RNA from Pseudoliparis swirei, 4437 nucleotides. It is a transcript of the gene dlg1b, whose product is annotated as discs large MAGUK scaffold protein 1b. The transcript is spliced from 26 exons. The record is from RefSeq and is a predicted model, not a curated record. Gene Ontology annotation, biological process: neurotransmitter receptor localization to postsynaptic specialization membrane; chemical synaptic transmission. NCBI's taxonomy places the organism in Eukaryota, Metazoa, Chordata, Actinopteri, Perciformes, Liparidae. Gene Ontology annotation, cellular component: postsynaptic density membrane; neuromuscular junction; neuron projection. Gene Ontology annotation, molecular function: kinase binding. Bases 520 to 3426 code for a protein of 968 amino acids.
GACACGAGUGCAGGCUGCGCCGGGGACAGCGCACGCAGAAAGUGCGCGCGCGCCAGUGCGGGAGAGUCGGGCUCGUGGAGGAGGUGCUCGUGGAGGAGGUGCUGCCGCCGGCGGGACUUUGAAGUUGUUCUUUUUAAUUCCUGGAGUAAUAAUCGCAGCAGCGCCCCCCCCCCCCAGCCCCGCCCCCCGCGGUUGUCUCAUGCGCGCGCCACCCGGCACCGGGAAACGGGAGUGUCUUUCACACGGAGUUUGGCGCAGUUGGUAAAAGCUAUAUAUAUAUUUAUAAAUAUAUUUAUAUAUAUUUAUUUGUGUUCCACUUGGCGCGGUCAGCCUGCGCGGUUCACGCCGGGGCAGGGGCACUCUCCGGCGGGCACGUACAGCUCGGAGGAGUCGGUAACGCUCCGGAGCUUUUCCUGUUUUCUUUUUUCUUUUCUUUUUCUUUUACUGGACCCAGCUUCGCUUUCCGUGAUAUAAGUUUGCCCCCCCCCGGCCCCCGUCGGCCCCCCUCGACCCCCCGCCAUGCCCGUCAGGAAGAAAGAUGCCCAGCGGGCCCUGCGGCUGCUGGAGGAGUACCGGACCAAGCUGCACCAAGCCGAGGACCGGCCGCUCCGCCGCUCCAUCCAGAGGGUCAUCGACAUCUUCCAGAGCAGCCUGUUCCAGGCUCUCAUCGACAUCCAGGAGUUCUAUGAGGUCACGCUGUAUGACAGUCAGAGGUGGGCGGAGUCUUCCAAGGCGGCGGCGGCGGCAGACCCCAUGGCGCCCGUCCACCUGUGGGACUUCUCCAGCCUGCAGAGCACGCCGCUGGCCCCGGCCACGCCGCCCAGCAUGGAGAAGCACCAGGAUGAGGACCUGAGCCCCCCCCACCAGGACCUGAGCCCCCCCGACCUGACGGAGGAGGCGGGGGGGCCGGAGCUGGUCCAGGUGGAGGAGAAGAGCCUCUCCCAGGUCGAGAGCGUGCACGACUCCGUCACCCAGGCCCACAUCUCCCCCAUGAAGGUAGCGUCUCUGGAGUGCAUCUCGGAUGGUUCCUUAGGACAGCAGCACCUCCUCUCCCCCACCUCCUCCACCCUCUAUUCCCACGGCGAGGACAGCGCCCCCCCCUCCUGCUCCUCCACCCCUUACCCCUCCAUCCAGCAGGCAGAAGCCCCGCCCUCUCCCAUAACCACGGCGACCCCCGGCUCGCCAAUCACCAACACCGCCGUCACCCCUCCAACGUCACAGGCUAACCCCCCCCCAGUGGUGGUCAACACAGACAGUCUGGACACGCCCCCUUAUGUGAAUGGGGCGGAGCCUGACUACGAGUACGAGGAGAUCACGCUGGAGAGGGGGAACUCGGGGCUGGGCUUCAGCAUCGCCGGCGGCACGGACAACCCUCACAUCGGGGAAGACCCCAGCAUCUUCAUCACCAAGGUCAUACCUGGAGGGGCCGCCGCCCAGGACGGACGGCUCAGGGUCAACGACGUGAUCCUGAGGGUCAGCGAGGCCGACGUCCGGGACGUGACCCACAGCCGCGCCGUGGAGGCCCUGAAGGAGGCCGGCUCGCUGGUCCGGCUCUACGUCCGGCGGAGGAAACCCGUCGCUGAGAAAGUGAUGGAGCUCAAACUGGUGAAAGGACCCAAAGGUCUGGGCUUCAGUAUAGCAGGCGGCGUGGGGAACCAGCACAUCCCGGGAGACAACAGCAUCUACGUCACCAAGGUCAUCGAAGGAGGAGCUGCACAUAAAGACGGAACGCUGCAGAUCGGAGACAAGCUGCUGGCUGUGAACAGCUCCUGCCUGGAGGAGGUGAGUCAUGAACACGCCGUCACGGCCCUGAAGAACACACCUGACGUGGUCUACCUGCAGCUGGCCAAGCCCAGCAGCCUCUACCUGGGGGGCGGAGCCCCAGACCUCACCAGCUCGUUCUCCCAGCAGCACACGGAGAACCACAUCAGCCCCCCCACCUUCCCCGGGCAGCCCCUCCCCCCGCCGCCAUCCUCGGGGCGCUUCUCCCCGACGCCCAAGAGCAUGCUGGGAGAAGACGACGUCACCCGGGAGCCCAGGAAGGUGGUGCUGCACAGAGGAGCAACAGGACUGGGCUUCAACAUCGUGGGCGGAGAAGACGGAGAAGGAAUCUUCAUCUCCUUCAUCCUCACUGGAGGACCAGCUGACCUCUGUGGAGAGCUGAGGAAAGGAGACAGGCUGGUGUCUGUGAACGGGGUGGACCUCCGGAACGCGACCCACGAGCAGGCGGCCGCCGCCCUGAAGAACGCCGGGCAGACGGUGACCAUCAUCGCCCACUACAGGCCGGAGGAGUACAGCCAGUUCGAGGCGAAGAUCCACGAUCUGAGGGAGCAGAUGAUGAGCAGCAGCAUCAGCUCUGGAUCCGGGUCCCUGAGGACGAGUCAGAAGAGGUCGCUGUACGUCAGAGCUCUGUUCCACUACGACCGCUCCAGAGACUCCGGGCUGCCCAGCCAGGGCCUCGACUUCAAGUUCGGAGACAUCCUCCACGUGGUGAACGCCUCCGACGACGAGUGGUGGCAGGCCAGGCAGCUGACCAAUCAGGGGGAGGCGGAGGAGGUGGGGGUGAUCCCCAGCAAGAGACGGGUGGAGAAGAAGGAGCGAGCCAGAUUGAAGACGGUGAAGUUCAACGCCAAGUCUCGAGACAGAGGGCAGUCUCUCAAUGACAAGCGUAAAAAGAACCUCUUUUCCCGAAAGUUUCCGUUCUACAAGAGCAAAGAGGCGAGCGAGCAGGAGACCAGCGAUGUCGACCAGCACGUGACCUCUAACGCCAGCGAUAGUGAGAGUAGCUACCGUGGGCAGGAGGACCUGGUUCUGUCCUACCAUCCCGUCUCCCAGCAGGAAGUGAGCUACACGCGGCCCGUCAUCGUGCUCGGCCCCAUGAAGGACCGCGUCAACGACGACCUCAUCUCUGAGUUCCCCCACAAGUUCGGCUCCUGUGUUCCCCACACCACCCGCCCCCAGAGGGAGUACGAGGUUGACGGCCGUGACUACCACUUCAUGGCGUCCCGUGACCAGAUGGAGGCGGACAUCCAGGACCACCUGUUCAUCGAGGCCGGGCAGUACAACGGACACCUGUACGGCACCAGCGUGCAGUCGGUGCGCCAGGUGGCCGAGAAGGGUAAACACUGUAUCUUGGACGUGUCGGGAAACGCCAUCAAGUGUGUGUGUGUGUAUGUGUGUGUGUGUGUGUGUGUGUGUGUGCGUGUCAGUGACCUUCUCUCCUUCAGGGAGAUGAACAAGCGCCUGACGGAGGAGCAGGGCAGGAAGACUUUGGACCGAGCCACCAAGCUGGAGCUGGAGUUCACCGAGCACUUCACAGCCGUGGUUCAGGGCGACACUCUGGAGGAGAUCUACGACCAGGUGAAGCAGAUCAUCGAGGAGCAGUCGGGUCCGUUCAUCUGGGUCCAGUCCAAGGAGAAGUUAUGAAGAGCCGCGCCUCCUCUGCUUUUAUUUUGAAAUGGAACAUCCCCCCCACUCUCUGAUCAACACUGAAUGAUCAGAGGCUUUUAUUUUGUAGUUUUUUGGGGUUUGAAUCAGACUCGAUCUUUGUGUUUCCUGACACACACAACACGGUACAGCUCCUUAAUGUUUAAGGGAGGAGGAGCAGGAGGAGGCGGAGCAGGAGGAGGAGGGGGCGUGUCCAUGAAGCUGCCAGAAGGACAGGAAACCAAAGCUCCAACUCAACGCCGGUUGAGCCCGUUUAUUUCCCAUCAGCCUUUGCAGCUGCUUCUCCUCCUCCUCCUUCUCCUCCUGCUGCGUUGUAGUUUCUCCGGCUGCAGCCAGGGGGCGCUGUGCAGGUUUCAAUGAGGUCACCGGGUCAUGAAGCCUUUCCUCAACUCGUUUGUGUCUCAAAGGAACCUGAAGCUUUUAUUGUGAAAUCCUUUUAAAACACAUUUCAUCCAAAUGACUCAUAACUACGAGUUUUAUUUUAACACCAUAAUCAAUAUAAAUAUAUAAAUACACAAAAGUGCAAAGCAUCAAAUAUCUCAUAUUUAUUUUAAUAACUGUAAAACUACAUUUGAAGAAACUCAAACAAUAGUUUUAUAAUUCUCAGUUUAAAUGAUUUAAAAUAAUUGUGCAAAGUUAAAAAGAUGAAGUUAAAACUAUUUAAUAACGUUAAAGACGACGAGUUGGUUCACACGUUUCAUCUUCAUCACGUGACCUUGUGAGGGUCAUGUGACCUUGUGGGGGUCAUGUGACCUUGUGGGGGUCAUGUGACCUUGUGAGGGUCAUGUGACCUUGUGGGGGUCAUGUGACCUUGUGAGGGUCAUGUGACUGUCUGCAGGUGUGUCCCCAACCGCAGCUUCCUAUUGGACGAGAGCCCAAUAUGACACGUCUGCUGCUGGUCGUCACGAUGUUGGAGAGAUUUAUAUUUAGUUUUCUUUGUUCACCUCUUGUCUUUUCUUUUGUAUGCAUAAUAAAAACUUAACAAGACAA